GGACUUUCGAGAUGGGAAAGCCCAUUUGGACGCGCGACCAAGUGGCACAGCGCAUCCUUGCCGGCGAAACGCUAAUUAUACUCCAGAGCAAAGUGAUCCGCGUCCCACCAUCCUGGCUCAGUGCACACCCCGGAGGCUCGCUCGCUAUCCUGCACUUCGUCGGUCGGAAUGCAACGGAUGAGGUCGAUGCGUUCCAUUCGGAAGAAGCUUUGCGCAGGAUUAGGGGCUACGAGGUUGCAGAGGUGGAAAUCGGAGAACACGGCUGGGAACCAUUCCUCCCGCCGGUGAUGAGUGGCUGGGUGAGACAGGGCGACAAGGGCGGGACGAUGCAAUGGCACCGCGAGGCGACAACUCUGCGACCCCUUACAGAGGAAUUGUCGGAGACAAGUCCACAUUCCCAAAUUCUACUCGUCCGUAGGGGAGAGCUGGAAACGCAGCCCGGACCAACUCUCGAGACGCUUCAGCCCGGACCCUCUACCCUGUCCCCAAAAGUGCAGGCCGAGCAUUCAAGAGCCUAUAGGGAGCUUCAUCAACAGGUCAUCGAUGCAGGACUCUACAAGACCCGUUAUAUCGGUGGCUACGGUCCUGAAAUCGUCCGUUAUAUUACCUUCGUCGUUCUCGCGGUGUUGUUCUACUGCAAGUCAUGGUUCCUGACGAGCGCAUUCUUCCUUGGUCUCUACUGGCACCAAGUUACAUUUACCGUGCACGAUCUCGGGCACCUCGGCGUCACGCACAACUGGACAAUCGACCGCGUUAUUGCCAUCCUGCUCGCGGAUCUCUCGGGUGGGUUGAGUGUGGGGUGGUGGGUCGAUAAUCAUAAUGUUCAUCACCUUGUUCCCAAUCAUCCCACACACGAUCCGGACAUCCAGCAUCUCCCUUUCUUCGCCAUCUCACCGGUUUUUCUUACAUCACUGUGGUCAUCGUACUACAAACGCGUCAUGGCCUUUGACGCGGUCGCAAAAGUACUUAUCACCGUGCAACAUAGACUUUUCUAUGUUAUCAUGGCUCUGGCCAGGUUCAACCUCUACGCCAAUUCCUACAGCUUUUUGGUGAAGACGGCUUUCCAGCCUUCCCGCGCGAAGGGCGGCAGAUGGUGGUGGUGGUCAGAGGUGGCUUGCAUCGGCUUGUUCUAUUGUUGGUACAUCAGGGUUCUCAAGAGCUGUGGUUCAUGGCCGAUGGCUCUGGGAUAUCUGCUCAUCAGCAACGUCGUGCCCAGUCCGCUUCAUGUGCAAAUCGUGCUGUCGCACUUCUCUCGUUCAACGGUAGAUUUGGGUGUCAAGGAAUCAUUCCUGGCUCGCCAGCUACGAACAACCGUGGAUGUCAUCUGCUCGCCGUCUAUUGAAUGGAUUCACGGAGGCCUGCACCUGCAAGUCACCCAUCACCUCUUCCCUCGCCUCCCGCGCCAUAACCUUCGCGCCGCCAGCGCGAUUGUGAAGGAAUAUGCUGAAGAGCAGAGCCUCGAGUAUGCAGAGUUUGGCUUCUUCGACGGCAAUAAGGAAGUUUGCGGCGUCCUGAAGCAGGUGGCGGAGCAAGCGAAGAUCGUUGGAAUGGUCGCGAAUGCACAUAUCAAGGAACACUUGGAAGGAUCCUUACAGUGAAUCUCUUGUAUGCAAUCAUAGAAAUACACUGCACUCCUCAUUGAGGCCGUGAUGGAAGAGCACAGGCAGCUUUUACCCAGUAUGACAUCGACAUACAAGGUUGCAAACGAAUAGAGGCAUCCAGGUAAGACCGAGGCCCAAAAGUCGUAGCACAGAGCAUGGGAUGCAGCCCCGGGCGUACCCAGUUUUGAAUACAUAGAACGCAGAAAACAUAGUGCAAAAAAGAGAAGACAACAGCCAGGUAGGUGUUUAUUUCUUCUUCGCGGCAUCCUCCUCAGCCUUCUUUGCGGCCUUCGCCUUGCGGUUGCCCUCAUUCUUAGCGAACGCCCACUCGUUGCGGAGUGUGCGGUGAGCCUGGAACUCCCGCUCCUCUUCGGUAACCUUGCGGGGAGCCUCGUGGACAUAGGGAUCGGGGAGAAGAAUCUGUUGACGAGUGGUCUCGGCCGUUAGCUCGUCACCAGUAGAGUCGCCCUUCUUGGGCUUCUUGGCAUUACGGGGGAAGACAAUGAGACGGGCCUUGUAGGCCUUGAGGCGCUCAACGUUGAGAGCCUUGCCCUCCUCGCUCAGGUUUCGCCUCCGGUGGUCCACAACGAUACCAACGCUACGAGCGACCUUGCGCGACAAGCCAGCCUCCUUGAGCUCGGCGAGAGUGAAGCCGCGGCCCUCACGGAGUUUGCGGUUGUAACGGACAGUCUGUCCACGGACGGCGGGACGGAGGAGUUCAAAAGGGCGGACACCAAGGGCAGCAGCCUUGGUCUUGCGGGCCUGGCGACGGCGGAGUUUGCGGCCGGGCUGGUCGAACCAGGUGCGUACGCGCAGCUGCCAGUCCUUGCGGAAGUGGUUGUCGGGGAGAACGUUGUUGUGCGCGAAACCCAUUGUUUAAUCUGAACAGUGGAGAUUCGUCAGUAAAGCGAGGAUCACGGUGGGAGUACUGGAACUUGAGGAUGCCGCUACAUCCGACCUCCCAACAACCAAUCCACCAUCCUCCGCCGCUCAGGACUUCGCCAAAUCUGGCACUCUGACAGCUCUUGGACCAUAGCCACGCCCUGCAAAGUUUCGCGCUGCAACAUAAACGUACUGACC
Phanerochaete carnosa HHB-10118-sp is the source of this 2681-nucleotide messenger RNA. RefSeq lists its product as uncharacterized. Gene Ontology annotation, molecular function: oxidoreductase activity, acting on paired donors, with oxidation of a pair of donors resulting in the reduction of molecular oxygen to two molecules of water. Gene Ontology annotation, cellular component: membrane. Bases 12 to 1598 code for a protein of 528 amino acids. The record is from RefSeq and is a predicted model, not a curated record. The transcript is spliced from 8 exons. Gene Ontology annotation, biological process: lipid metabolic process. NCBI's taxonomy places the organism in Eukaryota, Fungi, Basidiomycota, Agaricomycetes, Polyporales, Phanerochaetaceae.